AUCCUCCUUUCUUAAUUCUUAUUCCCUUAACAAAAAUGGCUUCUCUUUUUCAAGCGUGCUCUUCUUCUUCGGCUACGCCAUUGCUUCUGGCGAAAAGGGUGUUUUCCUUAGCUUCAUCGCCGUUUAUCUUCACGAGCGGGCACAACAUCCCUCGCCAUUAUAGCAGCUUCAGAGCAUCCACCUCCGCGUCUGCGUCUGCGUCUGCGUCUACUUCAGUUUGUGUCGAUUUAAAGGAGGUGAGAAGCACUGAUUUGGUGAACUUGGAGUAUGCAGAACUAAACCUCAAGUACAAGAUAUCUGAGGAAUUAGGUCAUGUAAGAAUCAGACAGCAUGUUAAUCCGCUCAGUUCCUCUUUCUCUACGCCAGCUCCAGUUCCUGCUUGGGAUGAAGUUUACAAGGAUCCGUCGCUGCCUCUUAUGGUGGAUAUUGGAAGUGGUAGUGGCAGAUUUCUCUUAUGGCUAGCCAAAAAGAAUGCUGAGUCAGGAAAUUACUUGGGGUUGGAGAUACGCCAGAAACUGGUUAAGCGAGCCAACUUUUGGGUGAAUGAGCUCGGGCUUUCAAACGUACACUUCAUAUUUGCAAAUGCUAUGGUUUCCUUUGAACAACUUAUAUCAAGCUAUCCUGGACCGUUGGAGCUUGUCUCAAUCUUGUGUCCGGAUCCUCAUUUCAAGAAACGGCAUCAAAAGAGACGUGUUGUCCAAAAGCCUUUGGUGAAUUCCAUUCUGCAAAACUUAAAACCAGGCGGGAAGAUCUUUGUGCAAUCAGAUGUGCUGGAAGUAGCUCAAGACAUGAGAGAUCAGUUAGACGAGGAAGCAAAGGUUCUUCGACACGUGGACACAGUCGACACAGAGGAAGGUUGGUUAAUGGCAAACCCGAUGGGUAUACGAACCGAACGAGAGAUUCACGCAGAAUUGGAAGGUGCAAGAAUCUACAGAAGACUAUACCAGAAAGUUUAGCUUAUAUACAUGAUUCAAACAACAGUUUCCAUCCAAUUUGAUCGUUGAGGGUUAUCCAAAUUAGUUUUGGUUUGGUUUAAUUCGGUUUGGUAUUUUCAGUUGUUUUAAAAGUCACGUCACGUGACUUUUAAAUGAUAUCAUAAAUCUGUAAUGGAUUAGUGUGUUUUGACUAGAAUCAGCCAAUCAGGUAAUCCAAUACAGAU
Molecule: messenger RNA, 1159 nt
Organism: Eutrema salsugineum
Lineage: Eukaryota; Viridiplantae; Streptophyta; Magnoliopsida; Brassicales; Brassicaceae
Product: tRNA (guanine-N(7)-)-methyltransferase
Exons: 8
Coding region: 36-956 (306 amino acids)
Biological process (GO): RNA (guanine-N7)-methylation; tRNA methylation
Cellular component (GO): tRNA methyltransferase complex
Molecular function (GO): tRNA (guanine(46)-N7)-methyltransferase activity
Source: RefSeq, a predicted model, not a curated record